AACGUGAAUUAUUUUUUAUUAUUCUCAUUUUCCAAAAAGCAAUUUUUUGAUAUUUUAUAAUUACUGUUUGGUUGCUGUGAAAAUUGGGUUACUGGGUAGCAAAUAAAUUUGAUUGUUUUGGACUUAUUGGGCCCCACCCACAUUGAGAGAAAUGCGCCUUCCAUCUGUGGUUUUGGAGUAGUUGCAUGAAGUAAAUUUAAUUACAUUGUGUCUACUGGAUGGCUAAGAAAUUUUUGGAAGUUGAUAUCUUUUUGUUGUGUUAAAUACUUAAAACUAUGUCAACAUUGUUUGUAUUGCAUUAGCAAUGAUUUUCUUUUUUGGUGUUUCUACAUGUCCAUACUUGGUGUGGUACUGUCGUUCAUCAUCUAAAAUCUCAAUGCUCAUUGAAUUAUCAAAUAUUGAGGCUUUCGGCACUGAUUGCAAACUGACAGCACUCCCUCAGGAACUCUACAAGAAAUGCAACAAAAAGUGAAGAUGGCACCACCUAAAAAUGAGCUACCUAGCAUACGUGUUUCUAUUUUUUCGCCUGGUUGGGGCAUCUCCAUUGGUGUGAAAACUGUUGAACUUAGCAAACUCAUUCUUAAAGAGUUUAAAAAGAAGAAGAUGAGCAGUGGCACAUGAAAAUUGCUUUAGCAGAAAUGAAAAAUGCAAAUACUCCUCACAUCAUACGAACCUACAAAAAAGUUCAACGAAUAAGGAAGAAGAUUAAUCGUAACCAUACAAUUUUUCUAGAUAAGUUCUACAAGCAUCAUACCUUGCUCAAACUGAAAAAGUUGAAGCAUAGGAUUAAGUUUUCUUCAAGCAAUUGGAGUAAAAGUGUUGCUAUGGGUAAAUUGUCUAAUUUAAAGAUUCACAAUGAAAACUUGAAGCAUCACGUGAAAACAAAUGGGUGGCAACCAUGGCGCUCAUGUUGCAAGAAAAUUUAACUCAUGGAUGGAUCUAUUUUAUUUUAUUUUUAAUGUUGCUAACUACAAAUGUGUCUUCGAAACAUAUUAUAAGGUUUUCUUUAAUUUUCAUGGAUGUAUUAUAAAUAAUUUCCUCUUUGUUAG
Malus domestica (apple) is the source of this 1049-nucleotide messenger RNA. The record is from RefSeq and is a predicted model, not a curated record. NCBI's taxonomy places the organism in Eukaryota, Viridiplantae, Streptophyta, Magnoliopsida, Rosales, Rosaceae.